CGCCGGCAAGAGAAUCACUUGUGCGUGUGGGGGAAAAAAUGGCGUUCGCAGCGAAUCCUUUAUCCGUAAGCGUUCCCGACGCAGAAUUCGAGUCCUGGCUCCGCGAUUCCGGCUACCUGGAGCUCAUCGAUCAACACUCUUCCUCCUCCGCCGCUGCAACCACCGUCAGCGCCACCUCUACUAGCGACACGGCGGCGGCGGCAGCCACCGAUUUCGACCCGGCAUCGCUAACCGGUGGGUUCUUUUUCGAUUCCUUGUUUCCCGCCGUCUCCGUCCUCCUCUCCGUCGUCUCCACCAACCCUUUCUCCAAGCUCACCGCCGCUGAUUUCUCGGCGCCGACUCCUUCGUGGACGGCGGCCUUCAUCGGGGACUGCGGGUCCUACUCGUUUCCAUCCGGGUCGCACCAGGCCAGGCUCCGGGUCACCGAGAAUGUAAAGCGUUACGCCAGGAAUUACGCCACUCUUUUCAUCUUGUUCUUCGCCUGUGCUCUGUAUCAAAUGCCGCUGGCUCUCGUGGGAUUGAUUUCGUGUUUGGCUGUUUGGGACAUGUUCAAGUUUUCUAAUGAAAGGUGGGGAUGGGAUAGGUACCCUGUUCUUCGUCAGGUCUUGGUUCGCACUGCACAAUGUGCAACUGCAGUUAUAUUGAUAAUCCUGAAUGUUCAAAAGGCUCUCCUUUGUGCUGUUGCGGUCAGCUACGCAGUCACAAUUUUGCAUGCCACCUUCCGGAAACUGGCUCCAACUUCAAGGCAGCCUCCUAAGAAAAGGUAAUCCAGGUUUCCAUGAAUGGAACAUGGAAGAAAGGCGAGGAACAGCCGAUGUUUUUGUAAAUUGUUAGCAAGUGUUGUUACAACCUAUAUGUGACAUUCUUAAGACUCUGAAUAAUGAUCUACAGAGAAUAAUGGUGUAUUGUAUGCACAGAAGCACUUAGCGUACAACAAACCCAGUUUUGUAUGCAUCCGAAAUCCGGCUCAAUUUUAUAUCAAAGGUUGUAACCCAUUCUCUCCAUAUACAUGCCAGAUCUGAGAGGAACAAGUUGGAGUUGCAACUUGCAAACAGUAAUCCCUGUGCAAAAUUUUACACUCCUGACCAGUUUGGGCCACUUGCAACAAAUAACUUACAUUGCACGGUUAUAUUACAGAAUACCGUAAGUUGCACGACAUGGUUCGCAGCUCGAUAACCUCAACCAACCCAAACAAAAGAGCCUAUAGAAA
Messenger RNA from Linum trigynum, 1210 nucleotides. NCBI's taxonomy places the organism in Eukaryota, Viridiplantae, Streptophyta, Magnoliopsida, Malpighiales, Linaceae. The record is from the annotation of a GenBank genome assembly.